Molecule: messenger RNA, 2446 nt
Organism: Gavia stellata (red-throated loon)
Lineage: Eukaryota; Metazoa; Chordata; Aves; Gaviiformes; Gaviidae
Product: E3 ubiquitin-protein ligase BRE1B-like
Exons: 17
Cellular component (GO): nucleus; HULC complex
Molecular function (GO): ubiquitin protein ligase activity; metal ion binding
Source: RefSeq, a predicted model, not a curated record
GAACAGCCCCCACUACCCUCAUCGAACCUCUGCGUCUCGGCGGCAUCUCCUCCACGGAGGAGAUGGACCUGAAGGUGCUGCAGUUCAAGAACAAGAAGCUGGCCGAGCGGCUGGAGCAGCGGCAGGCCUGCGAGGACGAGCUCCGCGAGCGCAUCGAGAAGCUGGAGAAGCGGCAGGCCACCGACGACGCCACUCUCCUGCUGGUUAACCGCUUCUGGGGGCAGCUGGACGCGGAGGUGCAGGCGCUGCUGCGGCGCUACGAGGGGGAGGGGGGGGCACCCCCUGCCCCCCCCGGGGAUCCCCCCGAACCCCGACCUGAGGGGGAGUUGGGGGGGUGUUUGGGGGGUCCGGCGGCGGCUUUCGUGGCGGCGCUGAGCCGCAGCGGCCCCGAGGAGGGGGAACUGCGCCUGCGCCCGCGUCUGGCCUUCGCCCCCGCCGCCGUCGCCCGCCUGUUUGAGAUGCUGAACGCGGAGCUGGAGGGGAACCAGGAACUGGCCAACAGCCGGAUGGCGGAGCUGGAGAAGCUGCAGCAGGAGCUCCAGCAAGCCGUGCGCAGCCACGAGCGCCUCAAGGUGGCCCUGCGCUCGCUGCCGGAGGAGGCGGUGAAGGAGACGCUGGAGUACAAAGUGCUGCAGUCGCAGUUCUCCCUCCUCUACCACGAGAGCCUCCAGGUGAAGAUGCAGCUGGACGAGGCUCGCGCCCUCCUCCUGGCCACCAAGAACAGCCACCUGCGCCACAUCGAGCACAUGGAGAGUGACGAGCUGGGGGUGCAGAAGCGGCUGCGGACGGAGGUGAUCCAGCUGGAGGACACGCUGGCGCAGGUGCGGAAGGAGUACGAGAUGCUGCGCAUCGAGUUCGAGCAGAACCUGGCGGCCAACGAACAGGCGGGGCCCAUCAACCGGGAGAUGCGGCACCUGAUCAGCAGCCUGCAGAACCACAACCACCAGCUGAAGGGCGACGUCCAGCGCUACAAGCGGAAGCUGCGGGAGGUGCAGGCCGAGAUCAACAAGCUCCGCCUCCAAGCCAGCGGCGCCCCGCCCCCUCAAGGCAGCGCUCCGCCCCCUCCGCCCCCACCCACCGCCGCUGCCCCGCCCCCAGAGGAGACCACGCCUACCGGGGGAGCCCCGGGCCCCGCCCCCCCCCCUCCGCUCCGGGUAAAGGAACCCCCCCCGGUUCCCCCCCGUCCCCCCGGAGCUUCCCGGGGGGUUCCGGAUCGGGAACGGGAACGGCUGCGGGAGCGGGAGCGCCCCAAAGGUCCCCCGGAGGAAGGCAAGAAGAAGGAUUUGGAGGUCCUCAAGCAGCUGCGGGGGGAGCUCAAGAAGGCGCAGGAGAGCCAGAAGGAGAUGAAGCUGCUGCUGGACAUGUACAAGUCAGCCCCCAAGGAGCAGCGGGACAAGGUGCAGCUGAUGGCGGCCGAGAGGAAGAGCAAGGCGGAGGCGGAGGAGCUGCGGGGACGGGCGCGGGAGCUGGAGGAGCGGGAGCGGCGGGAGAGCAAGAAGCUGGCGGACGAGGAGGCCCUGCGGCGCCUGCGCCACGCCGAGGAGCAGAUCGAGCACCUCCAGCGCAAGCUGGCCGCCACCAAGCAGGAGGAGGAGGCGCUGCUGUCGGAGAUGGACGUGACGGGUCAGGCCUUCGAGGACAUGCAGGAGCAGAACCUGCGGCUGCUGCAGCAGCUGCGGGAGAAGGACGACGCCAACUUCAAGCUGAUGUCGGAGAGGAUUAAGGCCAACCAGAUCCACAAGCUGCUGCGGGAGGAGAAGGACGAGUUGGCCGAGCAGGUCCUCGCCCUCAAGGCUCAGGUGGACGCCCAGUUGCUGGUGGUGCAGAAGCUGGAGGAGAAGGAGCGGGGGCUGCAGAGCAGUCUGGCGGCGGUGGAGAAGGAGUUGGCCCUGCGCUCCCAAGCUCUGGAGCUCAACAAGAGGAAGGCGGUGGAAGCGGCGCAGCUGGCGGAGGACCUGCGGGCGCAGGGGGAGCACGUCCAGGCGCGGCUGCGGGAGCUGCAGGCUUGCGCCGCCGAGAACCGGGCCGCCAAGGACAAGGAGUCCCUCAGCCUCAAACGGGCCCAGGAGGAGCUGUCGCGGCUGCGGCGGAAGCUGGAGAAGCAGCGGAAGGUGGAGGUCUACGCCGACGCCGACCAGAUCCUCCAGGAGGAGAUCAAGGAGUAUCGGGCCCGCCUGACCUGCCCGUGCUGCAACGCCCGCAAGAAGGACGCCGUCCUCACCAAGUGCUUCCACGUCUUCUGCUUCGAGUGCGUCAAGAGCCGCUACGACACGCGCCAGCGCAAGUGCCCCAAGUGCAACGCCGCCUUCGGCGCCCACGACUUCCACCGCGUCUACAUCAGCUGAGCAACCGCGGCACCCGCGGGUGCUCUCCCCAACCGGCUGCGGGAGCUCCCUGUCCGACCACAGGGCCGCGGAGGUGGGUCAACGCCACCUUGGAGGACCGU